This is a messenger RNA of Drosophila rhopaloa, 2152 nucleotides long. It is a transcript of the gene CCHa2-R, whose product is annotated as neuropeptide CCHamide-2 receptor. Lineage: Eukaryota; Metazoa; Arthropoda; Insecta; Diptera; Drosophilidae. Gene Ontology annotation, molecular function: G protein-coupled peptide receptor activity. The transcript has 6 exons. The coding region runs from base 1 to 1410 and encodes 469 amino acids. The record is from RefSeq and is a predicted model, not a curated record. Gene Ontology annotation, cellular component: membrane. Gene Ontology annotation, biological process: G protein-coupled receptor signaling pathway.
AUGUUUGCCGCCCUAAUGGACGUGGGCCAGACGUUGGCGGGCAGCCUGGCGGAGGGCAACGGGAGCGGAGUCCAGGGAGAGGGUCUGGAGUUGGGUCCAGGGAUGGGCGUGGAGGUGGGGCAGCACAAUGCCAGCGCCGACGGCGGCAUCGUGCCGUAUGUGCCCGUACUGGACCGCCCGGAGACGUACAUUGUCACCGUGCUGUACACGCUCAUCUUCAUUGUGGGAGUCCUGGGCAACGGCACGCUGGUCAUCAUCUUCUUUCGGCACCGCUCCAUGCGCAACAUACCCAACACCUACAUUCUGUCGCUGGCUUUGGCCGAUCUGCUGGUGAUUCUGGUGUGCGUGCCCGUGGCCACGAUUGUCUACACGCAGGAGAGCUGGCCCUUCGAGCGGAACAUGUGCCGCAUCAGCGAGUUCUUCAAGGACAUCUCCAUCGGGGUGUCCGUAUUCACACUGACCGCUCUGUCCGGCGAGCGGUACUGCGCCAUCGUGAAUCCCCUACGCAAGCUUCAGACCAAGCCUCUCACCGUGUUUACUGCGGUGAUUAUCUGGAUAUUGGCCAUUUUGCUGGGCAUGCCAUCGUUCCUCGUCUCCGACAUCAAGAGCUAUCCCGUGGUCACGGUCAAAGGCAACAUCACCAUCGAAGUGUGCUCCCCAUACAGCGACCCGGAGUAUGCAAAGUACAUGGUGGCGGCCAAGGCGACUAUAUAUUACCUGCUCCCGCUGUCCAUUAUCGGAGCGCUCUACAUCAUGAUGGCCAAGCGGCUCCACAUGAGUGCUCGGAAUAUGCCCGGCGAGCAGCAGAGCAUGCAGAGUCGCACCCAGGCCCGAGCUCGUCGCCAUGUGGCCCGCAUGGUGGUGGCAUUCGUGGUGGUGUUCUUCAUCUGCUUCUUUCCGUACCACGUGUUCGAGCUGUGGUACCACUUCUAUCCCACCGCGGAGGAGGACUUCGAUGACUUCUGGAACGUGCUGCGCAUCGUGGGAUUCUGCACGAGCUUCCUCAAUUCGUGCGUGAACCCAGUGGCCCUCUACUGCGUGUCCGGGGUGUUCCGGCAGCACUUCAACCGCUACCUGUGCUGCAUCUGCGUCAAGCGGCAGCCCCACCUGCGGCAGCAUUCCACGGCCACGGGGAUGAUGGACAAUACCAGCGUGAUGUCGAUGCGUCGCUCCACCUACGUGGGCGGGGCCACCGCUGGUCACCUGCGGGCCUCCCUGCACAGGAACAGCAAUCACGGAGGAGGAGGUGGAGGAGUAGGAGGAGCAGGAGGAUUGGGGUCUGGUCGGGUGGGCAGCUUCCACCGGCAGGACUCGAUGCCCUUGCAGCACGGAAAUGGUCAUGGUUCUGUGGCAGGCGGGGCAGCCUCCGGAUCCGGUGGACGUGCCACGGCCGUGGGCGAGAAGAGGUGAGGCACGCUAAUCGUGGAGCUGCUGGAGGAGGAGGAGGUGGUGGUAUCCUUGCAGGCCGACGAGCAGCUCUGAGCGCAGACAAUGGGCCUGUGAUCUCACUUUGUGCUUGCACCACCCGCACUUCACAUCUCGCACUCUGCACUCGACCCACGACACUAUUCCCCUGUCCCACUGGCAUUUGCCAGGUAAUUUGUUUAUUGGCGCGAGACUGGACUAAUUUGAAAUCGCAUCAAUGCCGAAGCCAACAGGUUAAGCGGAUUUUAUGGCUACGUUACCUUCGCGGAAAUGCCUCUAUAUGUGUAUAUACAUGUGCUUCAACUAUGGGACAUAUGCCUGGAUGGAAGGGAGGGUCGAAUUGGGCGCCAUUAGCAUUUUACUGAACUCAGUGCCAUUGUAUAUACAUAUGUUUCAAACAAACUUUUACUAAUUAAUACGCAAUUUAUGUAAUGUUAUUCUGUGACGUACUUUAGCCGUAUGUUAUUUGUUAAUUAAGUAAGUCACUAAGCACAUUAAAUGUAACUCGUAAUUACCUGCCUCAGUGCAAUAAAAUAGUAUUAUAUAAGCCACGGACUCAAAAAAAACAAAAUGGAAACACAGCCCCAGCUAUUUAUAGAAUAUAAAAAUUGCAUAUAUCAAUAGGCUUAAGGGACUUUAGCGUACAAUUACUGUAAAUAAAUGAAUUCCAUAAAUGUUAAGAGCAUAAAUGUUGUCCUGGAUAAUGUGAAAUUUCAGAGCCGUAAUG